Molecule: messenger RNA, 748 nt
Organism: Yamadazyma tenuis ATCC 10573
Lineage: Eukaryota; Fungi; Ascomycota; Pichiomycetes; Serinales; Debaryomycetaceae
Source: RefSeq, a predicted model, not a curated record
AUGAUGAACAAUCAGUUUUCAAUAACUUUUCUUUUUGUUGUUCAACUUCUUUGUGCAACCACCACUGCAGCGACUAUCGGGGGAUGCAGCCCCCAAUCUGUUUCCAAAGGUCUAUACGCCGAAUAUAUCAAAUUGACCGAAGAUUAUAGUGUUGCUACGGCUAAGUUGGCCACUGUUGCUCUUACUGUAAUUGACAAGUCCGAAGCGGAAUAUUCCUGGGGAGGGGUAACUAGUCAAAAUUUCUACUUCGCAGAUCGGGGAGCCAGUGCAGUAAAUGGAGACCUAUAUGGAAAAACAGUUAACGUAGGACACUUUGGUUUGAGGCUCUCGGGAUAUUUUUACGCCAGUACAACUGGAGUCUACACUUUCGAGAUAAGCUAUGUUGAUGACGCUGCAUCUAUCACACUAGGAGCAGGAGUUGCAAUGGAUUGUUGUGGACUGGAACCGCUCACAGGAAAUGUUGACGAAAAUGCUUAUUUAAUUGGAGACGAUAAAAGUACAACUGCUACAGAGAAAGUCACACUUACAGCGGGAGCCUAUUAUCCUAUAAAAAUGGUCUACUACCAAGGAGGUAAGAAGAUGGCUGAGUUUAAUAUGUCCGUGCUCUAUCCUGAUGGAACAAAUCAUACAACUGAUAUUGACUGGUACAGCUCCACGGACAAUAGCACAUCUUGUCCUUAUUCCACCACCACCACCAUUAUAUGGACAGGAUCUGAUACUGAGACAUUCACAGAAACUGCCUCGGAUG